AUGUUUCAACCAAGUUUUAGAUCUGAUAAAAGUGAAACAAUAAUUGAACAAAACUCGAGUAAUGGUCCAUCAAUAAUCAAAGCAACAACUUCAGCUCAAAAAAGAGGUUAUAGUAGAAAUGGUUGUAGAGAAUGUAAACGAAGGAAAAUUAAAUGUGACGAAGGUAAACCAGCUUGUGGUAAAUGUACCAAAUUGAAUAAAACGUGUUCAUAUCCUGAAAUUGGUGAAAAAGUCCUAAGAGUUUCCAAGAAGAAGUUAGAAUCAAUUGAUUACUAUCAUAAACAAGAUGAUUCAGAUCAAAAUAAUCAUAUUAAACCUUUAACUAUACAAAUGUACCUGGGGCCAAAUUUUCAAAAUCAAAAGAAGAAAAAGCAAAAGAAGAAAUUGAAUCCUCAAUUUGUAUAUAAUAAUUUAGAUUUUAGAAGCAAAUCGGGAUCACCAGAAACUGUAAAUUUGAAUCCUGUGGUACCGUCAAUUCCUUUCAAUAUAUCUUCAACAACUUCUGCUGCUGUUGAAACCAAUAAUUGUUUGUAUAAUGAUGAAGAUUUGAAUUUAAUUGCUAGUGAUUUAAAUAAUAUAGUCAAUGAUAUAAUGUUUACAUCCAAUAUGAAUAUGAAUUUUGAUAGUGAUCAAUUUGUACUAUUUGAUCCAGCAGAUUUAUAUCUCAAUAAUAGUGAUGACAAUAAUAUACCACGUCAUGUAUCGAUUGAAUCAAUCAAGUUGAAAACUUUGGAUGAAAAGGGAUAUUUAUCUGAAUUUUACAAUACAUUUGCUCCUCAAAUAUUACCAUUUGGAGCAUUAGAUCCAAUUACUCAAACAUAUUCUAAUCCAAUCAGAGAUGUAUUAUUGAAAUAUGGAGCUAAAGAACCAUUUUUAUUAUCGGCUAUAUUAUCGCAAGGCGCCAAGAUAGUUUAUGAAAAAACUAAAAAUCAAAAAGAUUUAGAUAAUUAUGGUUCAUAUUUAUCAAAUUGUUUAAGAUUAUUAGGACCUGCAUUGAGUAAAAAUAGAGAUAAGUUUAACGUUAAAGAUGAUUUAAUUUCAAAUAUUGAAACGAUAUUAUUAACUGUUUUAUUAUUAACCUCAUCCAAUGCAACAACUUCAAAACAAAGUUGGAGACCUCAUUUAAAAGGUGCUAAAGAUAUAAUAAUAAAAGCAACAAACUCAAAAAUUAAUGCAUCGAAAACUUUAAUUUUAUGUAAGGUUUGGUUUGCAGAUUUUGAAAUUUUAGCUGGAUUAAGUUCUCAUUUGGGUGGAACUUUGAAAACAGAUGAUGAAUUAAACUCCAUCAUAAACUUUGAUGAUGAUUAUAUAAAACAAGUUUUAACUCAAUAUGGUAUGUUACAAGAGAAUAAUUUUAAUAUAAUGUUUGGUUAUGAUAAUGAUUUAAUUUAUUUAUUUAGAGAUUUAACAAAAAUUUUAAACAAGAAAAGGGAAUCACCAAAGAGAUUUAUAUUAAAUAAUUCAUUAGAAUAUAUAAGAUUAAUAAGUGGAUUUUAUCAACAUUAUCAAAAAGUUUAUUCAAGUAAGUCUUGUAAAGUUGAUGAUUCAAAUUUAUUUUAUAAUUUAGUUGAUACCAUAUAUUUUCAAGAUAAUACAAGUAUAAGAAUAAGUUGGAUGGAUAUUUCACAGCAAGCAUUUGCUUUAGCAGGUUUAAUAACAAUGUUUGCACUGAUUUUAUUAGAUCCUCCUGAAUCCCCACACAUUCAAGAUUUAAAUUCUAAAUUGAUUAAAUUGAUUGAACCAUUUGAAAAUGCAAUUGAUUUUAAUCGAUUAACUUUUACUAAUGCAUUACUGAUGAUUCAAUGGCCUAUUAUUAUUGCUGGUUUGAAUUGUACAAGCGAAGACGAUCAUCAGAAAUCAAUUAUUAUAAAUUUUUUCAAAAUUUGUUUUAAAUUAGGUUCAUCAAGUGCAGAAAUUGCAAUUAAAAGAAUUGAGAAAUUAUGGAAUUUACGCAAGAAUGGUUUAGAAUAUGUUAAUGAUAAUAAUGAUGAAAUUAAUGAAAAUAAAAUUGAUACAGUAGCAUAUUAA
Molecule: messenger RNA, 2028 nt
Organism: Insectozyma verbasci
Lineage: Eukaryota; Fungi; Ascomycota; Pichiomycetes; Serinales; Debaryomycetaceae
Source: the annotation of a GenBank genome assembly